GCGCAGUGAUAAAAUCUCAAAGUUCAUACAGAGACAAAAACCCAACACGGAAAUCAAGUCGAAUCAAGUCAGUUUUUCUCAGUUGCUUUGGAGCAGUUCUCGAAUCAUCCUGAAUGUUCACGAAGCAGUAAGUGCGUUUCUAAAAAAGUUCAUGCAAACAGCACACACAUCACAUUACUUGUAAAAACGUACUUUUCUUAAAAUCCUCAGUUCAUCACAAUGUUUGGUAUGAUGGUGAACGGUUUCAGUGUUUCCUGAUGUAAACUAUGCUUUGGGUUACAGUGAAUAAACAUCUCUGAAUCUCAGCAGCACAAAUGUACACAUGACGGUAUGUACAGUAUAUUGAUUGCAGGAAACCAGACAGAAUUCACGGCUGUUUUUCGGUCGAUUCUGCACGACGAAUCGGAGGCAGAGCUCGUCGGCGAGAAGCAGAACUCCGAUUGGCUAUUUAACUUAGCACAAGAAAAACAACGAAACUGAUGAAAGCAAAUAAUGACGGCGUAAAGAGGAAACACACAGACUCGUGUUAUCAUACUUCCUCUUGUCUGUGCAGCUUAGCAGACAUAACUGAAAAAAUCUACACAAAUCUGUGAGGAUUACGGCAGGUGGAAACACUGCUUACUUUAUUCAGUAGCUCUAACGGUUUCCCUGUUUAGAUGCAGAUUACUGCCACCUGCUGGUAUAGGAGAGUUCUGUUCUCUGAUGCAAACAAAACAUACACAUGCGCAGUUUGGUGUGUCAGAUGUCUAGUGUGUUGAUGGUGUUUGUGUGGAUAGUGUUUGUGUUGGAGAAGGUGUUUGUGUUGAAGGUGUAUGAGUUUGAUAAGGUGUUUGUGUUGGAGAAGGUGUUUGUGUUGAAGGUGUAUGAGUUUAAUAAGGUGUUGAUGGUGUUUGAGAAGGUGUUUGUGUUGGUGGUGUUUGAGAAGGUGUUUGUGUUGGUGGUGUUUGAGAAGGUGUUUGUGUUGGUGGUGUUUGAGAAGGUGUUUGUGUUGGUGGUGUUUGAGAAGGUGUUUGAGUUGGUGGUGUUUGAGAAGGUGUUUGAGUUGAUGGUGUUUGAGAAGGUGUUUGAGUUGAUGGUGUUUGUGUUGGUGGUGUUUGAGAAGGUGUUUGUGUUGGUGGUGUUUGAGAAGGUGUUUGAGUUGAUGGUGUUUGAGAAGGUGUUUGUGUUAGUGAUGUUUGUAUUGGUGGUGUUUGAGAAGGUGUUUGUGUUAGUGCUGUUUGAGAAGGUGUUUGUGUUAGUGGUGUUUGAGAAGGUGUUUGUAUUGGUGGUGUUUGAGGUGUUCGAGAAGGUGUUUGUGGUGCUGGUUUUUCACUCGAUUUCACAAAAUAAUCAUCUGACGAUGAAGCCAUGAAAAUGAAAGCGUAUGAUGAUGUACCUUGAGACAUAACAGCACCAGACAGACAGUAAUUCCUGCGGUUCUGUUCGGGAUCUGGUGAGAUCCAGCAGUUUGUGCU
Molecule: messenger RNA, 1454 nt
Organism: Silurus meridionalis
Lineage: Eukaryota; Metazoa; Chordata; Actinopteri; Siluriformes; Siluridae
Exons: 2
Coding region: 722-1351 (209 amino acids)
Source: RefSeq, a predicted model, not a curated record